Molecule: messenger RNA, 3106 nt
Organism: Pyricularia oryzae 70-15
Lineage: Eukaryota; Fungi; Ascomycota; Sordariomycetes; Magnaporthales; Pyriculariaceae
Product: ATP-dependent RNA helicase dbp6
Exons: 1
Coding region: 248-2938 (896 amino acids)
Cellular component (GO): nucleus
Molecular function (GO): nucleic acid binding; ATP binding
Source: RefSeq, a predicted model, not a curated record
GUCGGCCCCGCCCAAAAUUUGGAUUCAGCUAGGAGGAGCCGAGGAGGUAUGCGACAGUAAAGGCAUCCAUGCCAAAGCCAAGGUGCCGACCUAUUUGACGGGGUCUUGAAGAAGUUCUUGUGCCAUUGGCAACCGGAGAAACCUUACUACUCCUAGUACUUAGUCUCGGCGAUUAAAUGCGCUGACCACUCUCUAAUUGAUCCCCCCAACCAAGGCCAGUUUUUAGGAAGAAGGACAAAGGCGCAAUAUGUUCUACAACAGAUACGUACCGCCACCAAAGGCAGGCGCGGCUAAAGUCGAGCCACCCGCUCCCGCCUCGCCGGCACCAGCUUCCGCCGUUCAGUCUUCCGCCAUAAGUCAACCUCGGAAAAUUGUCUUUGAUGACCAUGACCAGGUUCCAAAGACUACUACUUCUACAAAAACUGUCAAGUCGACAGAGGCAGAGACCAGGGAAAAUGAGGACGAGCCGAGGAGGAAGAGGGCAAAGAUAGAGUCUCCAUCGCCUGAAGACAUCCGGCAAAAAAAGAAGUCCAGAAAGUCAAAAUUUGCCCAUGAUGGGCCGGAUCCAGUAGUUUCGAAGUUGGACGACGCCGAAAAAAAGGGAUCUCAAAGUGCAGCGGAAACAGAAGCCGCUGCCACACCUCUCAAAUCGGCGUUGAAGACACCAAAAUCUAAUAAUGGUCUUGAUGAAAGCGGACAACUUCCCACCAACAUUGACUUGGCCGUCGAGCUCGCUUCAGCAACCCCAGACGAUAAGAGGAAAAAGAAGAAGAGGUUCAAGGGAGAUGUUGAGAUGAAGGAUGUUGAUGAAGAGCGUGUAAUGGAUCAACCGCCUGAUGAAGUUGCAGCCGCGACGAGGCACAAGUCCAUUCUCAAGAAGAAGGAUACAUCUUUAAGGAAAGCAGCAAAAUUACCCACAGAUGCCCAGGGUGGUGGCAAACCUGCCACCGAAGACCUUCCGACCCAACCUCUUGAACAACUGCAACUAGACCAAGAAGCAGCCGAGGUUCAUGGCCUCAAGCCUCUUCCCCAGCCAGUUCCUGCAGUGGCUAGUCAAGUUGAGUUGACUUAUGACACGCUACCGCUGUGGCUGCAAAGUCCCUUAUACGUCUCGUCGGGGACCCAAGCCGAAUGGGCGAGUCUGGGUCUGAGGCCAGAACUGGGCAUCUCCCCAGAGAUUGCCAGCCAACUAGCUUUGAAGGGAUACCCGGGUGCUUUUGCAGUCCAGACGGCAGCAAUUCCCAGGCUACUACCAAGACCGGACAGGCAGGGCGAUCUUGUGAUUUCUGCAGCUACAGGGUCAGGCAAGACAUUGGCUUAUGUUCUUCCCAUGAUACGAGACAUCAGCUUGGGUGCAGUUACAAAGCUCAGGGCUCUGAUUGUCGUCCCGACGCGUGAACUGGUGCAGCAGGUCCACGAAGUCUGCAACAUUUGCGCCGCUGCCUAUGCCCGCCAGCCCAAUCGAAAGACUGUCAGGAUUGGCACCGCUGUUGGAAACCAAGCCUUCAAGAAAGAGCAAGAGAAACUGAUGGAUAAAGACCGACGGUAUGAUCCCGAGGGUUAUGCACGUCUGGUUCAAUCGCGCCAGUGGGAGAACGUCAGGAAACAGGAUAUUGAUGACCCAUCAUUUGAUAUGUUCGAAUUGGCAGAGACGCCUUUGCCGCUUGUCAACCAUGUCGAUCAUCUCGUCUCCAAGGUUGACAUACUUAUCUGCACUCCCGGCAGGCUGGUAGAACAUAUUGAACGCACCCCUGGGUUCAAUCUUGAUUAUGUACGCUGGCUGGUAGUUGACGAGGCAGACAAGUUGCUGGAGCAGAGCUACCAGCAAUGGCUCGAUGUCGUCAUGGAGAAAUUGUCAACAAAUAAGCCGGGCUGUCGAGACUUUAUGUUCCAGAACAAGUCGGGUGUCCGCAAGGUCAUUCUCAGUGCUACAAUGACACGUAAUGUCAGCCUGCUCAACAAGCUGAACCUGCGGCGGCCUGAGAUGAUUGUUCUCGAGAGUGUUACUGCUGUACCAACAUCAGCCUCUGGACCUACAACGGAUAUCGCCGGCGUCUCUGCAGAGGCAUCGUCUUACGAGCUUGCGCUCCCUAGUCAGCUUCUCGAAUUCGCGAUCAAGGUUCGAGACCCUGAACAGAAACCCAUGUAUUUGGUUGAUCUGUUGAGCAGCGAUCACGUUCGGUCAAGGUCACCUACCAAACAAGUCGUGAACGAUAAUGGAUCCGACACUUCGUCUUCAGACGAUUCUGAUACGUCAUCAGAUGCAACCUCCGACUCUGAAUCUGACAGCGAUUCCGACUCUGAAGCUGAGUCUGGAAAACGAAGCGCCUCCAAGCCUCCUGUCGAAGACUCCGCCAUAGAUAGUGUUUUGAUCUUCACAAAGUCUAACGAAUCAGCUUUGCGGUUAUCACGCCUUCUGGAGAUAAUUGCACCCCGUCAAGUGGCGUCUUGCAUCGGCACGCUAACGUCGACUACGCGCACCUCGGAGAGGAAGAAGGUGAUCAACCAGUACAAGUCUGGCAAGCUGCGAAUACUUGUAGCUUCUGACCUCGUUGCUCGUGGUCUGGAUCUUCCCAAUCUCGACCACGUAGUCAACUACGACAUGCCACCGAGCGUCAGGACAUAUGUUCACCGCGUGGGCCGUACCGCUCGUGCUGGUAGGGCCGGUCGUGCGUGGACAUUCUUCACCAAGACCGAGGCCGGUUGGUUCUUUGCAGAGAUUGCCUCUUCCAAGAGCAAACCAGGCGUCCCGGCGGCUGGCAGAUAUGAGGAUCACGUAGGCAUUCACAGAUCAAACAAGGUGGAGACGGUCAAGGUCUCCGGGAGAAGGACAGGGGAAGAUUUGAAGAAGGGACCACCGGGAGACUUUGGUGAGGCCAGGAUAGCCGAGUACGAGCAGGCCCUCGAGGCCCUCGGGAAAGAGGCUCGGGGACAGUAGUAGAUAUGCUGAGGCAAAUACUGAUUCACUCGCAUGGCACCUUCCAAUACUGUAAAAUGAAUCAUGGUACCACUAGCUGCAUUCAGUGACAAGGAACUACUACAUAACAAGUAUAAGACACGCUGGCGAUUAUUAUGACCUAGGCUAUAUGUGCGCUUCCAAGCGAGC